Messenger RNA from Plectropomus leopardus (leopard coralgrouper), 5293 nucleotides. NCBI's taxonomy places the organism in Eukaryota, Metazoa, Chordata, Actinopteri, Perciformes, Serranidae. The record is from RefSeq and is a predicted model, not a curated record.
GACAAUUAUCCGGUAGUAUACAGUCUGUGUUGAACUUUAAAGGAAGAAGGAUGUCGGAUAUAUUGUGCAGGUGGCUGAACGGGGAGCUCCGGUUGUCAAAAACUGUUGAACCAAAGACCUUUGCCAAGGAUUUCUCCAGUGGUUACCUAAUUGGGGAGGUCCUGCAUAAAUAUCAACUGCAGAAUGAUUUCAGUAUGUUUAUGAAGAAAGACACCUCAAUCUCCAGACUCAAUAACUUUACCCGUAUUGAGCCUACUCUCCGGUUACUGGGGAUCUCCUUUGACAUAAACACAGCCCAGGACCUGAUGCAGGAGAAGCCGGGUGUUGCCACAUGCCUCCUUUACCAACUCUACGUCUCACUUGAGAAGAAGAAGAAAACAGAAAUCAGUGGCACAUUGAUGGAAAUAAUGCAGCCUGUGGCCAUGGCUGCACUGCACAAAAAAGAACAUGAGAUCUAUUCUGAUCGACUGCAUCAAGUGGUGAAACGUGAUGCAGAGCUGAAGCUACAUAAAAUUACUCAGCACUAUGAGGAGAAAUGUCUGCACCUGAAUGACAGGUUUGCGAUGGCCCAUCCCCUCCAGCAAAAAAGACAACUCAGAGUCCAAGAGAGGGUGAAGAAUAAUGAGAAGCCGCGGGUGUGUCGUGAGAAACACAUUGACAUCUUGACUCGUAACCCGGUCACGAGGAUCCAGGUGCCCAAGCCACCUCCGUACACUUCACACCUCAACCUAAAGAGGAGACAGCAGCAGAAGCAACGCCGAGAACAACAAGCACAGAGCGUCCAGACUGAAAUUGCCCAGUUUGAGACAAGGAAGAAACUGGUUACUUGUGGUUUUGCUUCCUCUUCAAGUGGUCAGUCCCUCCCUGGAGAUUUUCCCCAUGAUGGCAGCAGCCAGGGCUGUGAGGUCCCUGGAAGUGGAACUAAGCUGAUAUUACAAUCCAGUAGCAAGUAUAUACAGGAUAUCCGACAGAGGCUGGAGGAGAACGCUGUAGCUCGCGAACAGAGGGAGAAAAGACGAGACAGAUUCCUGGUGGAGCAGCUCAAGGCCCACGAAGCUCAAGAGGAGGCACGGCGAGAGGAGCAGCUUGUGAAGCGUCUGACACGUCAGACGCAGCAGGAGCAGCGUUUGGCAGCUCAGCUCCUCCAGAUACGUGUACAGAAGGAUGUGAUCAGGGAGAACCGCCUGUUCAGGGAGCAGCAGUACCAGCAGCGCAGAGAGAGGGACUUCCAGGAAGCUCUGGAGAGGGAGGCGGCUCUGGCUCAGCAGGCUAAGUUGGACCUUGCUGAAGAGAUCAGAAAGGAGCUUGAAUUCUGUAACAGGAUUGCUGCUGAGCGAGCUCAGAACAGAUACAAGAAGCACUUUAACAUCUGCAAGGACAUUUUGGAGCAGAUAGUGGACUUGGCCACCAAGGUUGGAGAAUAUCGUCUGCUUACUGGGAAUCUGGUUCCUGAGAAGCCGAUGAGAGAGUGGAAGGAAUUGCUGUUCAGUGGUCUGCCCCUGUAUGAGCCGAUAAAUUAUCAGCAGCCAGAGUUCUCUACACCACUAGAUCCUGUAGAGUUUGAGAAGCAGGAGAUACUCAAAAACCAGGACUAUGAUGAAUACACUAACAUGAUAGGUGAGUGGACAUGGCCAGAAGAAGCAGAGGAGGCCACAUUGCCCCUCACCAACAACAACAUUCUGGGACAUGUUGUCAUGCGACUGAGAGACAUCGUUCAUCCGCCCGUCGUGGAGCCCGUCUCACCUUCAUUCCCUCACUUUACCCUCAAGGCCUGUGUCCUGGGCAAAUUUUGCUCUGGAAAGACCACCUGCCUGACCAAGAUUGCUGAAGCCCAUGACGUCUGUGUCUUGUCAGCUGACACACUGAUUGAGGAGGCUCUGAAUGCUUACCAGAAUGGAGAGGAGGUCACAGAGCAGCAGGGAGAGGAAGAUAAUGAGCAACUGCUCACAUCCACGACAUCACUGAAGCCAGAUCUAGACACUCAAGAAGAAAGUAGACACAAAAAUGUAAGAUUAAGUCUGUCUACCCGAGCUAUGCAGGGAGAAGCUGCAGAAAAAGAGCUGAAGAGAGGCAAUGCCAUUCCUAAUGAACUGUUAGUGGACAUCAUAGUAGAGGCUAUCAGGCAGGUUCCAGCUGAGUCAGGUUGGAUCCUGGAUGGCUUUCCAGUUGACAUCACUCAGGCCCACCUGCUAGAGAAAGCCCUGGGUGGGUUUGUAGAUGUAGGGGAUGGUGCUGAAAGCAGCAGGAUGAACCUUGCUGCUGAUCCUCAUCCAUCCAAACCUCCAACACCUCCACCUCCUGUACUGGACCUCGCUCUGCUGCUGGAUAUUCCUGAUGAAUAUGUGGUCAAACGUCCAUUCAGUCAGAUGGAUGAUGCUGCUGCUACAACCUCCCAUCCCACAGACAAGAACUUGUAUGUGGCACAGAUUCCACACAGGAUCACAGCUUUUCAGGAUACCUGGCCAAAACUAGAGAAAUGGUUUGGUGAAAAGCAAAACAUUUUGGUCCGUGUUGAUGCGAAUGUAGACAAGGGGGAGCUUUACAAAAGAGUGGAAUCUGUCCUACAGCAAGUUACGAUGCAAACACGGGAAGCUCUUGCCUCUCUUCCUUUUGAAGAUGAAGUGUUGGACAGUGGGAAAGUUCCAGACUCCUCCUUUACAGCCACACCUCCACCUGUAGACCAACCACAGGGCCUCACAGAUGAAGCCCUUGACCCCACAGAGUCCUGUUCCAGCCUUAAGGAGGACAAAGCCCAAAGUGUGAAGUCACUUUCCAAAUCCAUCACACAGUCCCCCAGAGGACACUCUCGGAAGGCGUCAGUGUCCUCAGUGACCAAUGAGGACUCUCAGGGAGUCCCCAACAACCCAUCUGAGUCUGCCUCUCCCUGCCCAGGUUCAUCCAGCUGGGUCUAUGUGGAUGAACCCAUUCCUCCAGAGAUCCCAGAGUACCUGUGUUCCCAUUGGGACACAGUGUGCGAUUCUUAUGUGAAAAACAUAAAGACAGUGAUGCAGCAGCUGCGCUCACAACGCACUGUUAUUGACCGUCACCUGUUCAACAUCAGAGAGGAAUACAAGCAUUACCUGGGGCGUCCAGACUUGAAACAGGAGUUAGUGUCUCAUUGGCAGAAGGACUUCAACAGAAUCCCUGAUGAUAUGCGAGAAGACGAGGAUACCAAAGUAGAGCUACAUCUGAGACUGGAUGAACUGCGUGAACGUUUGUGGGACAUUAGUGACAAGCGGAAGGAGGAGGACGAGCAAGAGAAGGCUGCCCUCAUGGGUAAUGGCUGGUUGGAAGAACACACCGGUGUCAUCAUCAACCACCACUCUGUGCUCAUGCAGGUAGAGUUGGACCGUUUCCAGGACACGCUCUGUACUCUCAGGGUCUACUAUCUAAGCAUGUACAAACCGGUGCUGCCAGAGCUACCCUCCAAGAUGGCUCUCAUCCCCCUUCUGGAUCCCCCAGAAAUUAAGGAUCAGGACCAGAGUACUGAGCCAGCAGGCAGGAGUGUGACGAGUCAGAUGGAUGAAGGAGAGGACAAGAGGAAAACUAAAUCACGACCUAACUCCAAGACGAAGAGCCCGAGUCAGACAGAACCUGUCAAGGCACCCCAUGAGAAACUGAUCUCAGACUACGAGGAGGCACUCACCGCCAUCAGCAAAUUGGUGUCUGCAGAAGCCCACCAGGGGGAGACGAAAGAGCAGAAAGAGAAACCACAAGAGAAGGAGAGGGGGAAGGCCUCUGCAGGUGCAAACAGAAAGGAAAAAGGGAAGCAUUCAUCCAAAAAACAGAAAGGUCCACCAUCCCCACCUCCAGCACCCACCCCUGCACCAGCUGAGGACAAAAACUCAGAGAAGACUCAAAAUCAAGAAGUCAGAAACAAAAUACAUAAAGAAUAUGCAGCCGCACUGGAUCAUGAGGCAAAUGCAGCAAAGGUGCGCAUUGCGCUGGUGAAAGGUCAUGGUCUGGUGAUGGUGCACUCCCUUCAAAGCAGAGCAGGAGAGACAUUACGCAGCAUGCAGAAGUGGUUAGAAGCACACUAUCUUGCUGAAAUGAAGAGUAUUGACCAGUUGUCAGAAGUGGUUCGCCACCACAUAGAGGCUGGUGCUAAGUUGCAGAAUGAGCUGGUGUUGGAAUGUACAGACUUCUACCUGAAUGGAGACUGCCACAUGGUGGCUCCCCCAGCUCCCCCUCCUCGUCCACCUCCUCUGGAGAAACCCACACGGUCCACCCCGACCAUCUCUCAGCUAGAGUCACUCCGCCAGCAGCUGUGCAGCGCUGCUCCAUCAGGUCUAAUGGCUAGUUCUGAGUUCUCCGGUUUGCUCAGGGAUCUCAUCUCUGUUAACAUGGGCAGAGAUAACUUACCUGAGCCCUGGAUCAACAAGAAUGAAACACAGUUGAUGGAGAUUGUGUCUCUGCUAAAAGACGACUAUGAGCUGAUUGACUGGCGCCGGUUUCUGCUCAGUGCUGCCCUCCCUUGGCCGUUUCCCUCAUUAUCACAGCUGCUGGUCGUGCUGCAACGUUUCAAGGCAGCAGAUUCUAGGAACAUGGGCUAUAUAAAUGAAGAACAGUACCUACAGACAGAGUUGUGGUUUUCCAGUGAAAGUGUCCAGCCCAUCCCUGAGGACCCCUCUGAGCCUCUACCGUACGACCGUCUGGCUAACUUACGCAAGUUUUUUUUCAAGAUGUUUGCGGACAGCACUGUGUCUUCCCCUCGACUGGACUACGUGUCCAUGCUGAAGUACUUUGCAGCCGACCCUAACCCCAGACAGGGCUUCAUCAGAGCACUCAGUGUAGUGCUGGGACAACAUCUCAGGCACUCCUCACCGGGCCAUCUUGUUAAGUCUAUGCCGAGCAUAGAAGAGGCUGCUGAGCUCAGCUCCUCAGAACUUGAUGGAGACUACAAGGAAGAAGAGACACUGUGUGCGUCAAGCAGUUCAAUGCUGGAGCAGCACGUGUCCAUCCCUGCUCUCCUUGCUGUCAUCUGCCACAAAGUCACCAAGAUGAAAGACGACAGCCUCGUUACUCCAGGCUGCCUGAGUCAGGAGGAGCACGCUGAGCAACUGGUGCAUAUGUUCAGAGAGCUGGGUUACAGUUCUGAGGACCGCAUCCCCUUCUCUGUUCUCUCUCGGCAUCAUUUCAUGCAGAGCCUGAUGGAGACCUCAACACACUACCAGCUUGUAAACAUUCAUAAAGUGCUACUGGCCCAUCAGGACGAAACAGAGGCUAACAGCUUAUCUUAAAGGAUAAGACAUACCAUACUGCUGUCUGCAUCACAAAGAACUCUUUUACUUCG